CAAGGUGACAUUCAAAUCCUAUCAGCUGCUGCUCGUCGCGAUUUAUCUGAUUGCUUCCUGGCUUUCUUCUACCAAAACUUCUGCAGUAGCAUUUUCUCGCGUUCUCGUUUAGUUCUGGAAAAGGCGCAUCUUCUUUAUCUUCAAAAAUGGCUCCUGCUACUGCUAGUAAUGAACCAAUCCGUGUUUUGAUCACUGGUGCCGCGGGCCAGAUCGCGUACUCCCUGAUUCCUCUAAUCGCCAAGGGAGAAGUUUUUGGGCAAAAACAGGAAAUCAUCUUACACCUUUUGGAUAUUCAGCCGAUGCUCGGGGUUUUGAAUGGAGUGGCUAUGGAGAUAUCGGAUUGCGCUUUUCCUCUGCUACGAGACGUGGUUGCUACUGCGGAUGUUGCUGCUGCCUUUAAAGGCAUCAGCUACGCUUUCCUUGUCGGUGCAAUGCCUCGACGCGAGGGUAUGGAGCGAAAAGACCUUCUCAAAGCCAAUGUUCGCAUUUUCAAAGAUCAGGGAGGUGCGCUGGACCAGUUUGCGAAAAAGGACGUCAAGGUGCUUGUGGUCGGCAAUCCAGCCAAUACGAACGCUCUGAUUUGCAGCAAAUACGCACCGUCGAUUCCGAAGGAAAACAUCACUGCUAUGACACGACUAGAUCAAAAUCGCGCUACUGCUCAGGUUGCUCAACACGUUCAAGCUCGCAUUCAGGACGUGCGAAAAGUGAUUAUUUGGGGGAAUCAUUCAAACACUCAGUUUCCGGAUGCCAGGUUCGUUGAAGUUCAAAAGGACGGUAGCUGGACUUCCAUCAGCAAGGUGCAGCAUGAUGAAAAAUGGUUGAAAGAAAGUUUGAUUCCCCUCGUUCAGAAGCGUGGAGCCGAAGUUAUCGCUGCCCGUAAAUUGUCGUCAGCUAUGUCUGCUGCGCAAGCAGCUGCUGAUCACAUGCGAAAUUGGUUUAACGGCACCGAGAAAGACCAGUGGGUCAACAUGGCGGUGGUGUCAAAAGGAGAGUACGGAAUUCCAGAAGGCUUGGUGUUUAGCUUUCCUGUAACCGUGGAAAACGGGCAGUGGAAAAUUGUGCCUAACCUAGCCAUCGAUGAUUUUUCAAAGGAAAAAUUGAAGAUCACUACGACGGAGUUAGAGGAAGAGCGUACUGAGGCACAUGCCGCUUGCGAAUAAAACAUUUUAUUGAAAUUUCUUUAUGUGGUGGCGGUCUAAAAUAAUAUUUUGUGGAUGGAUUGGCUGGACAAAUUUCAGCUAAACGUUUUGAUGCUUCUUCCAUGGUAUGUUGCCGGUGCUGUUAAUUUGCCGUUGAUAAAUUAUGUUUUAGUGUUAAUAAAUUUGUUUCGUGUUUCAAAUUAAAUUGGAUCACCUG
Messenger RNA from Paramacrobiotus metropolitanus, 1356 nucleotides. Its product is annotated as malate dehydrogenase, cytoplasmic-like. The transcript is spliced from 6 exons. The coding region runs from base 147 to 1160 and encodes 337 amino acids. The record is from RefSeq and is a predicted model, not a curated record. Gene Ontology annotation, molecular function: L-malate dehydrogenase (NAD+) activity. Lineage: Eukaryota; Metazoa; Tardigrada; Eutardigrada; Parachela; Macrobiotidae. Gene Ontology annotation, cellular component: mitochondrion; cytosol. Gene Ontology annotation, biological process: tricarboxylic acid cycle; oxaloacetate metabolic process; malate metabolic process.